This is a messenger RNA of Uranotaenia lowii, 832 nucleotides long. RefSeq names its product ubiquitin-40S ribosomal protein S27a (gene RpS27A). Gene Ontology annotation, biological process: protein ubiquitination; modification-dependent protein catabolic process; translation. The record is from RefSeq and is a predicted model, not a curated record. The transcript is spliced from 3 exons. Lineage: Eukaryota; Metazoa; Arthropoda; Insecta; Diptera; Culicidae. The coding region runs from base 124 to 594 and encodes 156 amino acids. Gene Ontology annotation, molecular function: ubiquitin protein ligase binding; structural constituent of ribosome; protein tag activity. Gene Ontology annotation, cellular component: cytoplasm; ribosome; nucleus.
UUUAUACCAGUGCUUUGCAGGGCUGUCCAUUUCCGGUUCGAAGCUGUCAAAACGAAGCGGCACCAGUCGUCCAUUUCCUAUUUCUUUUACUUUGUGUAUGGUGUCAGAGAAAGGACAUCCGGGAUGCAGAUCUUCGUCAAAACCCUAACGGGUAAGACCAUCACCCUCGAGGUCGAACCGUCUGAUACUAUCGAAAAUGUCAAGGCUAAAAUCCAAGACAAGGAGGGUAUCCCACCAGAUCAGCAGCGUUUGAUCUUCGCCGGAAAGCAGCUUGAAGAUGGCCGCACCCUGUCCGACUACAACAUUCAGAAGGAAUCAACCCUUCACUUGGUGCUGCGCCUUCGUGGUGGAGCCAAGAAACGCAAGAAGAAGAAUUACUCCACCCCCAAGAAGAUCAAGCACAAGAGGAAGAAGGUCAAACUUGCUGUGCUGAAGUACUACAAGGUUGACGAAAACGGCAAGAUCCACCGGCUGCGACGUGAGUGCACUAGUGAAACCUGCGGUGCCGGUGUUUUCAUGGCUGCCCACGAAGAUCGUCACUACUGUGGCAAGUGUAACCUGACUCUGGUCUAUUCCAAGCAGGAGGACAAGUAAAGAGGAACACAUCGAGGAUGCCGAUCACUGGAGUUGUAGCUAAUUAGUUGGCAAUCGCGAAUACAGUGUUUAACCCCAAACAUCUUAUGGAGAUCCAUUUGUGAUUGUCAGCUUUUUAUUUCGACCAUUAACAUCAGGGGUUGCUACUUCUGUAGAUUACAUUUUGUGCGUCAGGAUCUCCAUUACUAUGGUUAAGAAAUACGAUAAAAUACAAAACUUCUGUUGUAUUACAAAUCAA